AUGUUUAAUAGAAUUAAUAAACCGUUAUUAUUCCUUUACUUACUAUAUAUACUCUCCACUAACCAUAUUCAAUUGGCAUAUUCCGAACAAACAUUAUUAAAUAACAAUCAAUGUUCUAAAUUAUCAACCCAACAAUGUAGAAAGAAUUCAAAUUGUUUAUCAAUUGAAGCUAAAUCAUGUUGUAGCUCUAAUUUAUAUUCAGAGUGUCAGCAGCUACCUCUAUCAUUGGUACGUUGCAAUCCAAUUCCAAAUUUAAAUCUUUGGUGUCUUGAAGACAAUUCAGAUUUAAAUCAAUAUGACCUGUGGGCUUUCAAUACCAGUAGUUGUCAUAGACCAGCCAAUUCGUUUAUUCCCUUGUUGUCGUCGUGUAGAGAUGCUCAAUGUCCAACUGGAUUCGAGUGUAUCAGUGCUAGACCACAACGUACUCCAUGCAUCAAUAGUCAAUCAAAAUGUUGUAACUACCGUGCCAAAUGUGUUCUGUCAUCGGAUAUCGAUACAACACAGACAUCCAGUAGUGAUCCAUCAACAGACAAUACAACACCAACUAAAACAUCAGACAAUGUUGAUGAUCUUGUACGUAAGAAUUAUCCAUACAAUAUGGUCGUUCCAACCUGUGCCGCCAUGAAAUGUUCUGUUGGCUAUGAAUGUAUCGAUGAUCCAGUGAAAGGUGCACAUUGCAAUCCAUCUUGCAAAGCAAUGAAAUGUCUGGAUGGUCAGAGAUGUGUCAUGAACGGACUGAAUAAACCAACGUGUAUCACCAGCUGCAAUUUCACAACUUGUCCACCGGCAUUCCAGUGUAUCGAAGAUAAAGAGGGUGGUGUCAGGUGUGUACCUGUCAAGUCUAUUCCCGCCAAACCAGUCUGUACUCUCGAUUGUAUCAUUGGAUCAAAGUGUGUCAUCGAUGAAAUCACUAAAAAAGCUCGAUGUGUUCCUGAGAACUAUACAACCUGUGCCACCAAGAAAUGUCCUGAGGGGGAGUCGUGUUUUGAUGAUCUGGAAAAGGGUGCCUAUUGUUUUAAAUCUGGUGAUCCUUGUUUACGUAAAAAUUGUCCUGUUGGAACUGUUUGUGCCAUUGCCGCUAACGAUACUGCCAAAGCCUAUUACAAUGUCCAGGGUGGUCGAUGUGUCAGUAUCUAUAGUUCCUGUAUGCUGUUGAACUGCUCCAAAGGUUACGAUUGUAUUAUGGAUAAAACUAGUCAGCUUGCUAAAUGUGUCCAAAUUGCUGUCAAUGAAACUCUCUCUACAAAGCCAUUGAAAGAUUUAUUGGGAAUUACUCCUGCUCCUGCCAAAACUUGUGAGAGGAAAUGUGAUCCUGGAUUCAAGUGUGUGGAUGGACAAUGUGUUCAGUUGCUAACUUGUGCCAAUCUCAGAUGUCCAAAGGGUUCUAAGUGUGUCGAUAAUUCAACUUUGUACGAUGGAAAUCCAUACUGUGUGCCCAUUCCAACUUGUGCAACCAACAAAUGUCCUGGCGAUUGCUACUGUCUGGAGAGCGAGAGUGGACCACAAUGUAUACCAAAGACAUCCUGUGCUCUAUUAGACUGUAGACCUGAAUACCGUUGUGUCGAGGAUAAAGAGCGUGGAGCACGUUGUAUUCAAAGAUCAAUUGUCACAUGUUCAUCCAUUAGUUGUCUCGAAGGGUAUUCGUGUAUUGAUGAUCCAAUCAAUGGUGGAAACUGCCAGAAGAUAGAUCCUAAAAAUCCAUUCAAAUCAUGGACACCAAGUGCACCAGGAUGGUCAACAACAACAAAAUCAGGCACACCAACAACACCACCAACAACCACUUCUCAACCACCAAAUGAAGAAACUACUACAACAACAAAACCACCACCAUCUACCACUCAAGCAAAGAAUGAAUGUGCAUUACUCGAUUGUCCUCCACACACAAUAUGUAUGGCUGACAAAGAAAGAGGUGGAUACAUGUGUUUCUCCAAACAGAGUUGUGCAACCUCACACUGUGCAUUUGGUGAAGAGUGUAUCGAAGAUUCCAAUGGUGUUGGAACUUGUCGUAGAAUAACAUGCAAUACACUCCAAUGCAAACUUCCAAAGAUGUGUCAUUCAACACCAUCAGGCAUACCCGAAUGCCAAUAA
Molecule: messenger RNA, 2088 nt
Organism: Heterostelium album PN500
Lineage: Eukaryota; Evosea; Eumycetozoa; Acytosteliales; Acytosteliaceae
Exons: 3
Coding region: 1-2088 (695 amino acids)
Source: RefSeq, a predicted model, not a curated record